Molecule: messenger RNA, 1540 nt
Organism: Epinephelus lanceolatus (giant grouper)
Lineage: Eukaryota; Metazoa; Chordata; Actinopteri; Perciformes; Serranidae
Source: RefSeq, a predicted model, not a curated record
UGUAAAGCUGAAGACAUUUUUCAUUCUGGAAAAGGCUAAUGACAGCUCGUCUUCUCACAUAAAAGACAAAAACAUCAACAUAGUGCUGUUCAGGAUGUGAAGCACUAUGCCUUCCUGGGAGAGCCAAGCAUGUCAGAGAAAAACUUUAUUUGUGUGUGCCGUAACAUCCCUUGGUCUUUUGGUGGGACUGCUGAUAUUUGUUGUCACAUAUGUGACACUCGGCUGGCAGGAUGUCAUUGAAGAGGAUGUGUCCUAUGACCUGAAUGACGACUGCAGAUCCAAAGUCAGAGUUGUGACUGAUGCAGCCAUAAUGCAGACCUGGGACGCCAGAACAAACUUCAGUCAAGCGUGGAGCAACGCAGAGCAGAAAGCCAGAGAGCCCGCACACAAGUACAUGGAGAAAGAUCAUUCCAUAGCCAUAUACAUGUACACAGAUAUUAUGCUGCAACCUGCCAAGACUGAGGACAGACGUGGAAAACGACCAAAGGAGAUAUUUAAGCCACGCUCCCUUUAUUUUUCCCUGAGUGAAGCCGUUCAGAUUCUGAGGCACAGUCAGGUGACAUGUCUCAGCACAAGUUACAGAACAGAGACCCUUCUACAUCUGAACAUCUCUGACAAACUGAUUCGCUUCAGCACCUUCAUGUUAGGAUCUGACGGGGGGAACUUUACAAGGAACGCUUCGUGUUUUGAAGUACACACGUGUUUUGGUGCUAAUGUAACGCAUUACUCAGCCUUGAAACUAAACAGUCAGGUGCUGAUUCCUCCCUACGAGGUGUUCAAAGUCACAGACACAGAGACGGACACACAGAGGUGUAAAGUGGUCUACAGACUGAAGAGCAACCUGAACUGUGUUUAUGAUAGAGAGAGUAAUAUGCUGCACCCAAUAUCUGCAUUACCAGUGGAGGGAUUCUGGCUCAUUUUUGUCAUCACUUGUAUGAUUAUUGUAUCUCUUUUGCUACCCUUUGUCAUUGUGAAGGUGUUAGACAACCACAAGAAAACUGCUGUUUACAGUGCCCCAUCAUUGCAUAGCAGCACUUACUACCCUGAUGGAGCUGUCAUUUAAAGGGCCAGGUUUGAUUUUUUAAUAAAGAUGGUAAAUAAAGAUGGCGGCAUUCACACUGUGGCCCAGAGUAGGCUGUUUUAAAACCUAAGAAAAAGGAAAAUAUGGUUAAAGUAUUCAUCACACCUGACAUAUGGCAUACUUACAAUGCUCACAUUUAGGGAGUUUUCAUAACUUCACGAAGCAAUAUUUAUAAAUGGCGUUGGUCUACAUUUUAGACUUACUUGCCAUGUUGCAAUAAAGUGCUCUGUUAGGUUGGGUGUGGUCUAACAAGUACAAUGGCUAAAAUAAAGGACCAAAUAUGUAUGAUUUACACUGUGAUCAUAAUAGAAAAUAAUGUGUAUGGAGCCCUGGAGAGGAAAGGUGUCAUAAAAGAAUAUUAGACAAGUCAAAACAUAUCUGAAUAUGGCAAAAAACAAUACUGUUAAUGAGGUUUAUUUUCCCUUUACCACCAUUCAAUUGAUAAAAUCGUUAAAAAUG